Messenger RNA from Gryllus bimaculatus (two-spotted cricket), 532 nucleotides. NCBI's taxonomy places the organism in Eukaryota, Metazoa, Arthropoda, Insecta, Orthoptera, Gryllidae. The record is from the annotation of a GenBank genome assembly.
CAAACGAGCAAAGCGCAAGGAUGGAUCCUUAUGAUGCUAGUAUUGGGGUGAAAUGGACGAAAUGGUGUUUGCCCAAUCGUCGCCCCUACCAUAUUCAUGGUCGUCAUUGCGCUACUAAUGCUCUUCUCUACAAAAUUAUUAAGAUGAUAGAAGAAAAGCAUGGACCGUCUGCAGUUCCAGAACUGAUGUUUUCUACAGGAAAAUCUUUCCAUUGGAAUGAGGUUGAAACGUGAAUUAACAGAAAAGGAUGCUAAGUUUCAAAAUAGGCAAAUUAUUCUAAACAAGUGCCAAGAUUUUCUCCAAACACUUGUUAAGUAAAGAGUUUAUGAUUUGCCUAUUAAAAUUAAAGACUGGUCUUCACAACAAGGGAAAAUGGUUUUUCAAUAGGUGUUUAAAUGAGGAGCAAAGUAAAAUACAUAUCAAGAAAACCUAUCACUGCCAAGAAUUCAGAUGUCUCAUUGUAUUUGUCUGAAACAUUUUCUAUGCAAUCUAAAUAUUUAAUAAUUUUUCUCAGCAGUAAAAUGUACAGUCU